CCGCAUCACUCCCUCUCGAUCUCCUGCUGCGGACAUUGAUUGCUAAGAAGAUAGCAGCGUAAGGACAUUCCGUCUCUAUCCCAAUAGCUGAAUGCUUAUAUGCAAUUAUAACAGGGUACCUUACAGCUUUAACACCAACAACUCACUCCGAAGUCUUCGCGCUAUAAGCGGUCAGUUGAAAGAGUUGGAUGGCGAAUCUCGUUUGUAGUUCAAUCCGACAACUCUUCCUAAACCACAGCGUCUACGAGUGGUUCGUCGUCAUCUUGCUACAUAAACACGUAGACAUUAGGCCGACAGAGCGUCUAGUUAAGUACAGGUACACUUCAAGCCCGUGGGAAGUCGGCGACGCUACUAACCAUGUCAUCGACAAGUAUUAAGGCACUAUCCUCCUACGGUCGUUCCGGCUAAUAGAAGGAAAUCUUGUCCCUUAUGAAUCCGGGUACUUACAGGAAAGACCCUACUCGGCCUUAAGGGGCGGAAAGGGAUGGCCAGUUCUUCCAGGGGCUCGGAAUCUCCUGAUAAAAUAUCAGCUUGAUUGGGUCCUUGGCCUCCGUGACUUGGAUCAGCUUGAUCCGCAACUGAACGUCGAGGUAACUAAAGGCAAGGCUAAUAUUAUAAUGCCGCAAGGCAGUGUUCUAGAGAGCGAGCUUAUUCCGGCGGUUUGGAUCUUUUGACUCGAUAAUGAUAAUAGAUGCAACUGCUGUAAGUACUGCUAUAGAUACUUAAAGGGUAAGCAUACCGGC
This is a messenger RNA of Parathielavia appendiculata, 743 nucleotides long. RefSeq lists its product as uncharacterized. The coding region runs from base 189 to 377 and encodes 62 amino acids. The record is from RefSeq and is a predicted model, not a curated record. NCBI's taxonomy places the organism in Eukaryota, Fungi, Ascomycota, Sordariomycetes, Sordariales, Chaetomiaceae. The transcript has a single exon.